UGCUGUGAACAUAGGUAUACAGAGAUCUUUUUGGAUGGGUGUGUUUGGUUCCUUAGGAUAUAUUCCCAAGAGAGGAAUUGCAGGGUCAUAGGGUAGGUUCAUUUCUAGCCUUCUGAGAGUUCUCCAGACUGCUCUCCACAGAGGUUGGACCAUUUUACAUUCCCACUAGCAGUGCAGGAAGGUUCCUUUGUUCUCACAGCCUCUUCAGCAUUUGUUGCUGCUACCUUUUCUGAUGUAUGACAUUCUCACAGGAUUGAAGUGGUAUCUCAUUGUUGUCUUUAUUUGCAUUUCUCUGACAAUCAAAGACUUGGAGCAUUUUUUUCACGUGUUUCUUGCUGUUUCUUUUCUUUUCUUUUUUUUUCUUACCAGAGAACUACUUAGCUCUGGUUUAUGGUAGAGGGGAAAUUGAACCUGAGACUGAAGCUUCAGGCAUGAGAGUCUCUUUGCAUAACCAUCAUGCUAUCUUCCAAGCUCAGAUAUAAGUUUUCUUAUUUAUGUUCUUAUGCUUGAAUCCACACCCAGAAAUGGUGUUUGUGUGUCUCAUCACAGCUCUGUUAACUUCUUGAGGAAGUUGCAUAGUAUUUCUCAGGAUAACUGGCUGGACCAAUUGACAUUUCCACCAACAGUACAAUUUUUCUUUUUCUCCACAUCUUCUACAGCACUUCUUCUCACUCAUUCUGAGAGCUGUGUUACACACAGACACACCGACUCACAGCAGAAAGCGACAGGACCCUGUUCCAACUCCUCCAGAGGAAAGGUUCUUGAGAUGAACAGUUUUGUAACCAAUGCCAUCGAGUCCAUCCAGGCCACCCUGAGCACAGAGGAACUGCAGUCCCUGCUGAGUGAUGCUGCUGUUUGGGAGAAGCUUGUGGCUGAGGCCCACUUGUCCAGGGAGGAGGCAGAUGCACUAUGUGCAGGUCUAAACAUUCUGAGAGCAGAUAUAGAAGACAUGGGACACAAGGAAGACAGUGGGCUUAUAGAAGACAUGCAAGAACAUGAGCACAAAGAAGAUAUGGGUGACAUGGAAAACAAAUACUUACUCCAAAAAGAACAAGAACAUAGGGAAAGGUUCCUGAAAGAGUUUCCUCACAUGAAAGUACAACUGGAGGAACUCAUAGCACAGCUCCACUCUCUUGCAGAUAAGGCAGACAGUGUGCACAGGAAAUGCACCAUCUCCAAUGUGGUGGCCCUCUCCACGGGCAUUGUGUCCAGUCUCUUAACUAUUGCUGGUCUGACUCUGGCACCUACAACAGCAGGGGUCAGUUUGACACUGUCAACAACUGGUAUGGGGUUGGGAACAGCAGCUGCUGUGACCAAAGUAUCCACCAGCAUUGUGGAACACUUAAUCAAAUUAUCAGUGGAAACUCAAGCCAAGAGCCUGGAAUCUGAAGGAAUCAACCCAAGAGAAGUGAUCAAGGAACUUCUAUGUAAUAUUGGACCCAAGAUUCUAUCUUUAGGAAAUAAUAUUUUUAAAGGAGUUAAUGGCAUUAUGAAGACUGUCAAUGCCAUCAAAUUGGCCCAAGCCAACCCUAAGUUAACAGACAAUGCCACACAUCUUUCCAGCAUUGGAAAAGUCCCUACCCAAAGUGACUUGCUGGUGCAGGAAGCAUAUGAAGGGACUGCCCUGGCUAUGAGCAAAGGAGUCCAGAUCCUGGGCAUGGGAACUAAAGGGCUCUUUAUUUUCCGUGAUGUGGUCAGCCUUGUGCAGAAGUCAAUUGACUUGAAUAAAGGGGUAAAGACUGAGACAGCUGAAAAUGUGAGGCAGCGGGCAAAGGAACUACAGAAAAUGUUGGAAGAUCUCAAGGAUAUCAAUGAGUAUCUUCAGAUGGCCUGACUUUGUAUCUCUUUCCCCACCACCCACCACACCUAAGGAUGCAAGGAAUAGAAAUUUGCAUAAAGGAAAGGUGCUAAGGUUCCUAUUUGAUUGAGUAUAUCAUGACUAGAGCAAAAUGUUUGACCACCUGUGAAUAUUCAACUUUGUUGCAAAUACAAAAAGACCUAGCAUCCCACAGUGACCUUGGGAUGUCUAAUGCAUUUCAUUAUAAUGGCUUCAUAAUACAUUAGCAUUGUGGUUUUCUUAUGCAUUAUGAGUAAAUACAGGUAUACAGUACAUACAGUUAUAUUUCACCCAGAUUGUCAA
Messenger RNA from Erinaceus europaeus (western European hedgehog), 2140 nucleotides. RefSeq names its product apolipoprotein L2-like. The transcript has 4 exons. The record is from RefSeq and is a predicted model, not a curated record. Bases 503 to 1834 code for a protein of 443 amino acids. Gene Ontology annotation, molecular function: lipid binding. Gene Ontology annotation, biological process: lipid transport; lipoprotein metabolic process. Gene Ontology annotation, cellular component: membrane; extracellular region. Lineage: Eukaryota; Metazoa; Chordata; Mammalia; Eulipotyphla; Erinaceidae.